UCCUCUUAAGUUCUACCUUGGGCAACAGAGCCCCAAAAUUUCACCAGUUAUCAGAGACUACAGCAAAAUCUUACAGAUGAUUCCCAGUAUUCUGCAGUUGCUGGAGAAACAACUGAGGUUCAUCUUCUUCCAACCAUUGACACUUCUACCAUUCAUCCUCUUCUUGUUCUUCUUCUACAAAUGGAUUCAAUUACAAACAAAUUCAAGAAAAAACUUGCCUCCUUCUCCACCAAAGCUACCAAUUCUAGGCAAUAUACACCAGCUUGGCACUCACCCUCACCGCUCUCUCAGAUUGAUGUCUGAAAAAUAUGGAGAUCUCAUGAUGAUUCAACUCGGCAGUGUGCCAACAAUCGUCGUCUCCUCUGCACGAGCAGCCCGUGAGAUCAUGGUAACUCAUGACAUAAUAUUUGCCAACAGGCCAAUGUCAAAGAAAGGUGAGAGGCUUCUGUACAAUUACAAGGAUCUUGUGGGAGCACCUUAUGGAGAGUAUUGGAGGCAGCUGAAGAGUAUAUGUGUACUUCACCUCUUAAGCAACAAAAGAGUUCGGUCUUUUCGCAGUGUAAGGGAAGAAGAAACAGAUGCUCUGAUUGAGAAAAUCAGAAGAGCAGAAUCAUCCCCAGUGAAUUUAAGCGAGAUGUUUAUCGAGUUCACGAAUGAUACGAUAUGCAGGGUUGCCUUUGGAAGGAAGUAUAUUGGGACAGAAGAUGGUAUAAACUUCAGUGAGGUCAUGAAAGAGUUUAACAGGGUACUAGCUGAAUUUAAUGUUGGAGAUUUUAUACCAUGGUUAGCUUGGAUUGAUCGACUGAAUGGAUGGGAUGCAAAAGUUGAUAAGAUUGCUAAAGAGUUUGAUCGAUUUCUCGAAAAGGUAGUUAAAGAACACCAGGAUCGCUUAGAUGGUUGCAGAAAGAAUGAAGAGUGUGACAGUGAAGAAAAAGUGAAGGACUUUGUGGAUGUUUUACUUGAAGUUCAGAAGGAUCAAACACCUCACUUUCCCAUAGACAGAGACAGCAUAAAAGCCCUCAUACUGGAUAUGUUUUCUGCUGGAACUGAUACAACUUCCACCUUAUUAGAAUGGGCGAUGACAGAACUAUUAAGGCACCCUAAAAUUAUGAAAGAACUGCAAAAAGAAGUGAGAGAUAUUACCGUAGCAGAAGCAGCUGUAAACGAAGAAGACUUGGAGCGUAUGAAGUACUUGAAAGCUGUAAUCAAGGAGACUCUACGGCUACAUCUUCCAGUUCCUCUGCUGAUACCCCGACAAUCAACCAAAGAUACCAACAUAUAUGGCUAUAACAUUCCUGCAAGAACAGGAGUUAUUAUAAACGGUUGGGCAAUCCACAGAGAUCCCGCUUCUUGGGAUGAACCUGAAAAGUUCAAUCCAGAAAGGUUCUUAAAUUCUCCAACAGAUUUCAGAGGGCACGACCUCCAGUUCAUUCCUUUUGGAGCUGGUAGAAGGAUGUGCCCAGGAAUUUCUUUUGCAAUGGCAAGCAGUCAGCUUUUAUUAGCAAAUCUCAUGCAUAAGUUUGAUUGGACGUUGCCCCGUGGAGCAGAAGGUGAGACCUUGGACAUGAGUGAGAACUUUGGGAUCAAUAUGCACAGAGGUACUCCACUUUUUUGUGUUGCAAAAGUUCGUAGUGCAGCUGCAGCUAACUGAAGGCUCUGCAUAUAAUUACUCUGAGUUGUGAGCACCAAAUACAUGGGCAGCAAACAGCACAAAAAUCUAUUACAAAUUGGAGUUGUAUGCAAGGAACAAGUCAAUCAAUUUCUACAAAUUUUAUGCAUUUAGUUUCUCAUUUUCCCAUUCCUUUCCUCUUGCUUUCCUAAUAUAAAAAGUCACCAAAAACUGGUUAAAAUUUUUAUUGUACACGUCACCGAGUGCACGCAAGAGCUUUUGAACUACCACCACCAUAUCUUAAGCAAUUGAAAAUGAUCUACAGAUAUUAGAGAACUGUUUUUAAAUUUUACAUUACGUAUCAUCCUAUCCCGGCAUAUCUAAAGAGAUUAUGUGGUUCCUAGCUUAAAAAGGGAUAGUUUUGUAGU
This is a messenger RNA of Spinacia oleracea (spinach), 2037 nucleotides long. RefSeq names its product cytochrome P450 736A117. Lineage: Eukaryota; Viridiplantae; Streptophyta; Magnoliopsida; Caryophyllales; Amaranthaceae. Gene Ontology annotation, molecular function: iron ion binding; heme binding; monooxygenase activity. The transcript has 2 exons. The record is from RefSeq and is a predicted model, not a curated record. Bases 77 to 1651 code for a protein of 524 amino acids.